Octopus sinensis (East Asian common octopus) is the source of this 1002-nucleotide messenger RNA. RefSeq names its product jerky protein homolog-like. Bases 1 to 1002 code for a protein of 333 amino acids. The transcript has 4 exons. The record is from RefSeq and is a predicted model, not a curated record. Gene Ontology annotation, cellular component: nucleus. Gene Ontology annotation, molecular function: DNA binding. Lineage: Eukaryota; Metazoa; Mollusca; Cephalopoda; Octopoda; Octopodidae.
AUGACACAAAUUAAGUCAGGAAGGUCUCUUGAAGUGUCUGCGACAGACUGCAAAAAGGAACUUGAACUAAGAAUAGCAUGUGAAAAUUUUCAUGAAUUUGAAGUAGAUUGCUAUUUUAAGCUAAUUGAUGCUUCAAUAAAUAAUGAACGCCCACAAAAAACACUACCAUACUUCAAACGGAAGUCUAUUCCUCCAGUAUCAAAAUAUCCGCGUGGACACCCCGGAGAGAGUGGGGAUCAGCAGGGCAGUGUUUCCAAACGAUCAUCUGCUGCAGAACCUGGAGAAACAGCAGAAGAGAUCAUAUUAGUUUUGGAAUGGGUGUCAACACACGUUGAAUCCCAACCAACGAUUUUCCACAGGAAAUUAUCUCGGAAUCCAUAUUUAAAGUUCAAUGAAAUUGAUGAAGAUACUAUGUCAUGGAUUGAAAUGAUGGAAACCAGAGGAGCAUUUCUUAAUGAUUCGAUUAUUCUUACAAAGGCUGAAGACUUUGCGAAGAAACGUCAAAUAACUGAGUUUAAAGCCAGUCGUGGAUGGCUUGAAAAAUUUAAAAGAAGACAUGGGUUAAAAUUGAAGAAACUUUAUGGAGAAUCUUCUACAGAGAAUUUCUCAAAUUCUGAAGUUAAUGAUUUUCUCAUUAAUAUAAGAGUAAAAAUAAAAUUAUAUGGUCGCGAAAAUGUCUAUAAUGCAGAUGAGACAGGAUUAUUUUAUAAAGCUCUUCCAUGUAAAAGCAUUUGCAAGAUCAAGAGAUAUGGGCAUAAAUUAUUGAAGGAUCGAAUAUCGAUAAUGUUCUGUUCAAAUAUGACUGGUACCGAUAAACUAACACCAUUCAUAAUUGGAAAAUUCAAAAAUCCUAGAUGCUCUAAAAAUUUUAGCUAUCGAAGUUUUGUGACCUAUCAUAAUUCAAAAAAAGCAUGGAUGGAUUCUAUGUUUUUCCUUAUUAAACUGGGGGAUUUGGCAAGCAGAAGAAGAAAUGAUCAUUGGGAACGGACAUGGCUUUUCUAA